UGUUCUUAAUCCCCCACUCCCGUAUAACAGCGCCUCCAUUCAACUCCACUCAGUACAUUCAAACGCGCAUCGAACAUCCACCAUGGCUCCCAUUGCCGUCGACGACACCCAGCCACUUCCCAUUGACCCUCGUAUUAAGGAUGUAGCUACGCCUCGGAAAGACACGUUGAAUCUACCGGCUCCAGCCCGCGAGAGGUUGACAAAGGCCGGCAUUGACCUGUCUCGAGGCUAUCCAUACCGCCCUGCCCGUCCACUUUAUCUUCAGGACGCCUUUGAGAUUCGCAACGAACCUUGGGUGCAUGACGAUGCCGGUGCCCGCGCCGCGAGAACCGAUCAAAGCAAGAGCUCGUUGCUGAAUGCCGCCACCAAAGUGACGCAUCUUACCGGCCACAUUGGUACGGAAAUCGAGGGCCUUCAACUCAAGGACUUGACCAACCAACAACGGGACGAGCUUGCGCUGUUGAUCGCUGAGAGAAGUGUCGUCUUUUUCCGAGACCAGGAUCUUACUCCUCAGCAACAAAAAGAGCUUGGUGAGCAUUACGGCAAAAUCGAGGUCCAUCCCCAGGUUCCACAGGUCCCCGGCGUUCCCGGAGUCACUGUAAUCUGGCCUGCUCUCCAAGCUACCGAAAAGGCUGCCAAUUUCCGCAACCCGGGCGGUGCUUCGAGAUGGCACACCGAUCUUGUUCAUGAAAAUCAGCCUGCGGGGGUCACGCACCUCCAUAAUGACACAAUUCCGACCAUCGGAGGUGAUACUCUGUGGGCUUCUGGAUACGCUGCUUACGAGAAGCUCUCUCCGGCCUUUAGAAAGAUGAUUGAUGGCAAAAAGGCCAUUUACAAGUCGGCACAUACUUACUUGGACAAGAACGAUCCAAACUCCGGCCCGAAACACAUUGAAAGGAUUCAUCCGAUCGUGCGCGUCCACCCGGCCACUGGCUGGCGGGCGUUGUGGGUGAACAGGGCCUUUACCAAGAAAAUCGUUGGACUUGACCAGGCCGAGUCAGAUGUCAUUCUCAACUAUCUCUUCGAUGUUUUCGAGAAGAACAUCGAUAUUCAGGUCAGAUUCCGUUGGACGCCCAGGACGAGUGCUUUGUGGGACAACAGGAUCACCAUACAUAAUGCUAGUUGGGAUUAUGAGGGCGGAGAACCUCGUCACGGGACGAGAGUGACCUCGUUGGCGGAAAAGCCUUAUUACGAUGAAAAUGCGCCUUCUCGCAGGCAGGCACUGGGCCUCGAAGAUCUUGAAUGAACAAAUCAUCAGAGACACUCAUGGAGAUAGGCACCCGUGUCGGUGCUUAGGCGGGCGACUGAUUGCAUAGCAAGCCGGCAGGGGCACGAAUAGGUGCAAGACCAACGUUCGAUUACAGAGGUCACGUGACCAAAUGUCUUCAUACUAUUCACUUUGCUGUCUUCUCUCAGCUAAUUACCCGCACAUUGCGCCUCGGUGUCCAUUCCAGAAGCAUUUGAUACGGC
Neohortaea acidophila is the source of this 1470-nucleotide messenger RNA. Its product is annotated as putative alpha-ketoglutarate-dependent sulfonate dioxygenase. Lineage: Eukaryota; Fungi; Ascomycota; Dothideomycetes; Mycosphaerellales; Teratosphaeriaceae. Gene Ontology annotation, cellular component: cytoplasm. The transcript is spliced from 5 exons. The record is from RefSeq and is a predicted model, not a curated record. Gene Ontology annotation, molecular function: 2-oxoglutarate-dependent dioxygenase activity. The coding region runs from base 83 to 1246 and encodes 387 amino acids.